AUGAGUAGAACUAUUACUAUUGUCACCAACACCACCAGUCACCAGCAUCAUCAGUCACUAACACCACCGGUCACCACCACCAAUCAUCACCAAUCAUCACCACCACCACCAAUUACCACCUCCACAAGUCACCAACAAUCACCACCGGUCACCCCACCAUCAGUUAAACCCUCAAUGACCAGCACCAGCACCAUUGCCAUCGUCGUUAUCGAUCACCAUGACGCUGAAAACUCGCCAUAUGCGAUAGCAGAUCCGCCCACAUCGAACAACGAAGUCCACGGAAGCCGAACAGCUGCUCUCUCCGUCUCUCUAAGAACUCGCAGCUCACACUACGUCCCCAAUCACACCAACAAACACGCCAACACAGACACAGACACAACAAAACAGUUAUCCCUCACCAGAACAACCAUGCCAAUACAUCCCCCAUGUCACCAACCUCUCGAUCACAUCCUACCCCACUACCUCAUCUGCACCGCUCUUCCGCCCUAG
This is a messenger RNA of Penaeus vannamei (Pacific white shrimp), 489 nucleotides long. The record is from RefSeq and is a predicted model, not a curated record. NCBI's taxonomy places the organism in Eukaryota, Metazoa, Arthropoda, Malacostraca, Decapoda, Penaeidae.